AUGGUGAGUAAGGGAGGUGCCAACAACUUCGUGCUGUUCGAGUCAGCCUCUGGCUAUGCGAUCUUUGAGGUGGUAGAAAAUGAGGAGAUUGGCAGUCUUGUAGCCGAAGUCCAAGCUGCAGUCGCAGACGUGUCUUCGUUUGGACGCAUCGUAAAGCUUAAGGCUUUCCAGCCCUUUACGUCGGCUGAGAAUGCCCUUGAAAACAUUAACAACAUCUCGGAAGGUUUACUAAGCGACGAUCUCAAAAACUUUUUGGAGAUGAAUUUGCCAAAGGUCAAAGCUGGUAAAAAGGGCAAGUUUGCACUUGGCGUGCAGGACAAAGGAUUAGCUCAAGCCAUUUCAGACGAGCUUCAUGCGCCGUGUAACACGAGUGAGACGACGCUCGAGAUUGUGCGUGGUGUGCGCAUGCACUUUAGCACGUUCGUCAAGGAGCUGGCUCAGGGAAACCUGGCCAAGGCCCAGCUCGGUCUUGGCCACUCGUACUCACGUGCGAAGGUGAAAUUUAACGUGAACCGCGCUGACAACAUGAUCAUUCAGGCUAUUGCUCUGCUGGACCAAAUGGACAAAGAUAUCAACACGUUUGCCAUGCGCGUGCGUGAAUGGUACUCGUGGCACUUCCCUGAGCUUGUCAAGAUUGUCAACGACAAUUACGUGUACGCGCGUUGCGCUUCGUUCAUUAAGAACCGCAACACACUAAGCGAGGAUUCGCUUGAAGAGCUGUCGAAGAUUGUUCUUGAUGAAGACAAGGCCCAGCAGAUCUUGCACGCUUCCCGCUCCUCCAUGGGCAUGGACAUGUCGGAGAUUGACAUGAUCAAUGUCGACAACUUCACUACGCGUCUUGUAAAGCUGGCGGAGUACCGUCGCCAGCUGCACGAUUAUUUGGUAUCCAAAAUGUCGACGGUGGCUCCCAACCUUGCCUCGCUCAUCGGCGAGUCAGUAGGCGCUCGCCUUAUCUCACACGCCGGCUCGCUAACAAACUUGGCCAAGUGCCCCGCCUCGACCGUGCAGAUACUUGGCGCUGAGAAGGCUCUGUUUCGCGCAUUGAAGACCCGUGGCAACACCCCCAAGUACGGAUUGCUGUUCCACUCGACUUUUAUUGGCCGUGCCGCUGCCAAGAACAAGGGUCGCAUCUCGCGUUACCUUGCUAACAAAUGCGCUAUUGCCUCACGUAUCGACUCUUUCAUUGAUGAACCCACGACUAAGUACGGUGACAAGAUGCGUGAACAGGUUGAGGAGCGUCUUGCUUUCUACGAGAGCGGUGCUGCUCCGCGUAAGAAUGCUGACGUGAUGCUGGAGGUUUCAGAGGAGCUCAAGCAGGAGGCUGCGAAGGGAAACAAGAAGUCUAAAAAGGAUAAGAAGUCCAAGAAGCGCCCUGCUGCGGACGAGGAAGCUGAGAUUGAGGCUAAGGAGGAGCCCCCCGCUAAGAAGUCCAAAAAAGCCAAGAAGGACAAGAAGCACCAAAAGAUUAAGGAAGAGGCGCCUGCGCCUGUUGAGGCUCCUGCCGCAGCUGCCGAUAAGAAGAAGAAGAAGAAGCAGAAAAAGAAAUCGAAGACUGCGGAGUAG
Peronospora farinosa is the source of this 1563-nucleotide messenger RNA. Lineage: Eukaryota; Oomycota; Peronosporomycetes; Peronosporales; Peronosporaceae. The record is from the annotation of a GenBank genome assembly.